AUGUCACAGGAAGAGUCAGCUGUCGUUGAUAGUGUUGCUACAGGGUCUGAUACGAGAGAGGAAGAGUCCGCAACACAGAUGGAGGAAACAACAAGAGAGGACGUUGAUACCGCGGGGGCCACUGUAGAUGGUGAUAAGGGUGGAGAUGCAGGGAUGGACGACCUGUUUGGUGAUGAUGACGAUAAUGCUGCUGCUGGGGACGGUGGCCGCGGCAGUGACGAUGAAGAUGAAGGUGACGACGACGACGACGUAACUGGAAGCUCUCCCAGGAGGAAGCGUCUUGAUAUGGAUGAGGAGGAGGAAAUGUACAAUAGGAAGUUUUACGGGGAGGAUGUCGACAUGUCGGAUACGGAGCAAGCGGAGCACGAGUUUAAGGAGGCCAACGUGGAAUUGGUGAAGCACAUUGUCCCGUACAAGCUUGUGCCAGACGAUGCCAUUGGGACCAACGACAUAUACGUGGCCAAAGUUCCACCGUUCUUGAUGAUAGACCCGGCGCCCUUCGACCCUACCAGUUUCGAGGGCAAAGUCGCAGACAGACUGGACGGCUCGCUGUCCAAGGAGGACCGUCUCGGCGACCGUUUGAUAGACGAAAACACCGUCAGAUGGAGAUACUCGAGGGACACAAACCAGAGCGUGUUCAAAGAAUCGAACACGCAAAUAGUGCAGUGGUCCGACGGCUCGUACUCUUUGAAACUGGGCAACGAGUACACGGAUAUCCUCAUCAACGACACGGACAACACUUUCCUGACUGUAUCGCACGACCAGCAGGAGUUAAUGCAGUGUGUUGAAGGUGGGCUUGUCAACAAGACGCUCAUGUUCAUUCCAACGUCGACGAGUUCCAAGAUACACCAAAAGCUGAGCAAAGCUGUCGCGAGAAGAAACGUCAUGCAGAGUGCCGGUCCAGGUACGUACAUUGUGUCUGUGGACCCAGAAAUUGAGAAGAAGGAGCUGGAGCGGAAGCAAGGCCAGAUCUUCAAGGAGAGAAGGAGACGGCAGUUGAGGGAGAAGGAACUCGCCGAAUCCCCUGACACGACAAUUGGUGGGCCCAGAUCGGGCUCAGCAGGUAGCUGGCAUGGCACUCCCCGGACGGCCCGCAUGGUCGGCAGGAAAUCGAGGGAGGACGAGUACGAAGAAGACGAUUUCCUAGUGGAUGACGACGAAGACGAGGAUGAGUUCCAGGACGAAGAGGAAGAAGAAGACGCAGAAGAAGAAGAGGAGGAGGAAGAGGAAGGUGCGGAGGAGGAAGAGCGCGAAAGAGCCAACGCACAGCGACUGACCGAAGCGAAGAGAAAUUCAGAUCUGAUGCACAAGAACGACCACGACUCCGCAGAGUCCCCGGAAAAGAGGCGGAAAGUUGCUGUGAUCGACGACGAAGACGAUGAAGACGAGUGA
This is a messenger RNA of Huiozyma naganishii CBS 8797, 1392 nucleotides long. RefSeq names its product Paf1-complex subunit LEO1 (gene LEO1). Gene Ontology annotation, biological process: positive regulation of transcription elongation by RNA polymerase II; transcription elongation by RNA polymerase II. NCBI's taxonomy places the organism in Eukaryota, Fungi, Ascomycota, Saccharomycetes, Saccharomycetales, Saccharomycetaceae. The transcript has a single exon. Gene Ontology annotation, molecular function: RNA polymerase II C-terminal domain phosphoserine binding. The coding region runs from base 1 to 1392 and encodes 463 amino acids. The record is from RefSeq and is a predicted model, not a curated record. Gene Ontology annotation, cellular component: nucleus; Cdc73/Paf1 complex.